Messenger RNA from Racocetra persica, 122 nucleotides. The record is from the annotation of a GenBank genome assembly. NCBI's taxonomy places the organism in Eukaryota, Fungi, Glomeromycota, Glomeromycetes, Diversisporales, Gigasporaceae.
AAGCUGGUAACAUGGAUGAAUUAUGUAUUACAUAUUUUGAACCAGUUUUGGAGCAGUCUCGUAAAUACAGAUUCGAUUAUGUUCCAAUUCCUGUUCAGGAACUUAUCAAAUGCAAAUUUUGA